This is a messenger RNA of Conger conger (European conger), 1866 nucleotides long. Its product is annotated as kelch repeat and BTB domain-containing protein 13. Lineage: Eukaryota; Metazoa; Chordata; Actinopteri; Anguilliformes; Congridae. Bases 1 to 1440 code for a protein of 479 amino acids. The record is from RefSeq and is a predicted model, not a curated record. Gene Ontology annotation, molecular function: protein binding. The transcript has a single exon.
AUGGAGAAGGGUAGUGGCGGAGAUUUGGGGAGUGGGAACGAGAGCGAGAGACCGGAUACGGCCGCCAGCCUCCGGGUGCGUGUGGAGGACAGCGUCUUUACGGUGGACAGAGCCCUGCUGACGUGCGGCUGCGACUACUUCCGCGCCCUCUUCCGCUCGGGGAUGAGAGAGUGCCAGCAGGCGGAGGUUCACCUGAGGGGCCUGCGGGCGCAGGGCUUCCUGGUGGCUCUCGCCGUGCUGAGGGGAGAGCGUCCCGCCCUGAGCGCCGACCAAAUCGUUGACGCCGUCGAAUGCGCCGCCUUCCUCCAGGUGGAGCCUCUCGCCCGGCACCUCGCCGACAUCGUCGACUCUGACAACUGCCUGUUAAUGUGCCACUCUGCCGCCGUGUUCGGCCUGCUGGACCUCUACCACAGCGCUGCUCUCUUUAUCCGCGACAUGUACGCAGACCUGCAGGAGGCGACAGAGAGCCUCCCGUGGGAACUCCGGCAGUACGUGCAGUCCCUCACCCCCAGCUGCUUUGUGGCGGCCGGCACGCACUCUCCCUCCAUGGAGAUACUCCAAGACUCCUUCCGGACUCUCUGCUACCUGGAUGAAGGCGAGAAGGACUGGAAGCGCCUGACCGACCUGCCGACAGAAGCCAGCACCUCAAUGGCAGGACUGACGGUCCUCGCCAACAAGCUCUACAUCGUGGGGGGUGUGCGGGGGGUCAGCAAGCAGGUGGUAGAGUCGAGCUUCUGCUACGACGCCACGGCCGACGAGUGGACGACCUUUGCCAGCCCCUGCCAGCCCCGCUACAACUUCACGCUGGUGGGCCACGCGGGCCGACUCUACGCCAUCGGAGGCGAGUUUGAGAAAAGCGCCAUGUCGUCCAUGGAGUCGUACGAUGUCGAGGCCGACGCCUGGUCCUUCGUCAGCCAUGCUCCGCGGGCGGUGGCCGGCGCGGCUUACGCCAAGGCGAUGAGCCGGAUAUUCCUAUGUUUUUGGAAGCCCAUGGACACUACGGACAUCUACGAGUACGUCCCGGGGAGGGACGAGUGGUCGCUCGUCACCACGCUGAUCCGUCCUCACAGCUACGGCCACUGCAUGGUGGCGCAUCGGGAUAACCUCUACGUGAUGCGGAACGGGCCUUACGCCGACUUCCUGCGGUGCCUGCUAGACUGUUACAACAUCACCACGGGGCAGUGGACUGCUAUGGCGGGGCACUACAUCAACAGCAAGGGCGCCCUCUUCACCGCCGUGGUGAGAGGCGACUCGGCGUUCACCGUCAACCGAAUGCUGACGCUGGAGUACGCCAUCGGAGCGGGGGGGUGGAACCCGAGGAGGGAGAUGAAGGGUUUCCCCAGGAGUGGCUCGGUUUGGACGUUUUUACUGAGGCUGCCGAAAACCCGUCACAAACCAAGACAAGCACCUGACUUUGACGGCAGAGAAGAUCCACCUUAAACUCUCCUCACACAAAUCCAUCACUUUAAACACAACCUUGUUGGUUAAGAAGGACGUAAGGCUUCACAAACUACUUGGUUGGUUAUCAUCAGUGGCCGAAGGUUUGUUUGAACACAUUCGUAUUCCUGCCUCAAUCAUGUUUAAAGGUCUAUCCCGUCAUUCCAAAGCCCUCUGCGUACUUGAGAGUUCGGCCGAGGUAGGCUCUCUCCUCCAAAGCCCAACCACCCAUUUUCAUUCUACAGUCCACCAGCUGAGCUGCGUGGCCACUGGUGAGGAGGAAUGUAACUUCAUGUGUAGCCAGUACAAGCAGACUAUGAGCUCAGCCAGAGUUGCUCUUGUGCAGUUAGACAAGGAGAACGUGCCCACCAUUACUUUCCUUCACUGAGCAAUGCUACAGCCAAUUACAUUUCACCAUAAUGGAGCAGU